AUGUUCGGCUCUCUAUUCGAAAAUGAGGAAGAUGAAGAAGAAACCUUAUUCGAAAAAUCACAGAAUCCUCACCAAGGAGUUUCUAAACCUCCGUGUCCGCCUGCGCCGAGAGGAGAAACAGGAAUCUGUGGCUUGCAGAACCAAGGAGCUACUUGUUAUCUCAAUUCUUUGCUGCAGACGCUUUUCUUCACACCAGAGUUUAGAGGUAAAAGUUUUCUUGCUUUGAACACUCACAAAAUUUCUUUUAGCUAUAUUUUACAUGGCCUUUGAGGCUUUAAUGGGGUAGUGGUGGUGGGGGGUGCUCAACAAAGUCUCGUCGGGGGAGGCUCCGCCCCGAGGUCCAACCCCUUAAGUACCAUUUUUGACCGAAAACAAGGCUGUGCUCUAAGGAACGUUGAAAGGAGACCAGUUAUCAAAGGAAAAAAUAACAGAUUCCCAUUUUUGGAUAUUUUAGGCUAUUAAAUCCCAAAUUUGGAAGAGUGAGACAAGUCCAAAUCAGGGAACUUGGUUGGGAAUUCCCUGGUUGGGACUUGUCUGACUUUGCCAAAUUUGGGAUUUUUAUGGGUAUUCUUUAAAUACCCUAAAAUAUCCAAAAAUGGGAAUCUGUUAUUUUUUCCUGUGUAUCUGAACCUGUAAAAUCUCUGCUGCACAGCAUAUGAUUCUCAUGAAAAAUGUGGGAUUUUCUAGUCACCCAAGAGCAAAAGUUAGGUGCCAGGGGCCAACGGGCUCUGCUAGAGCACAGCCUUGGAAAAGGUACCCCUUUUCAUAUACCUUCUAUUGACAAAAUAUGUUACCCCUUUCACAUACCAAGUUUAGAACUUUGCAUCCCUUUAAACUGCUGUAUAAUUCAAUGCCUUUAAAAUAUAAAUAAAUCGCAAUGCCAGAACGUUUUCACCACUUUUUCACAGCCUUUUUAAAAUGUAUCUGGUAGCCCUUUUGGAGGGGCAUAGCGUGAGUUUUUAAAGGUAUACCCACUAGAAGAAAAGUUCUAAUGUCGAAGGCUCCUCAAGCUAGUGUGCUCUGCCCGGAAAAACUUUUAAUUCAGGGUCUUGGAAAUGGUAUUACCUGCAUUUUCCACAAGACAUUUUCAGUAAAUAAGUAGGAAGGAAAAUGCAGUAGUUAGUUGUUUCAAGUCAUUCUCUCUUGGUUGUUUAUUUUACCCACCUCUAGUGUUAUCAGUAAGGUACAAAUUAUGAUAACAGAAAAAAGGGUAAAACAGUAAUGAGAUCAAGGAGGUUACAAGCAAAGGGUGAAAUGUCUACCCCUCAGACGGGCAAAUUCUGUCACAAUGGCCGCAUCAAUAUCAACAUCCUUGUGCUUGUGUAUGUGAAGAAUUGCAAGAGAGCUUUAUCAGUCAUCCUGAUUACAUUGUAAAUGAUACAAAUGCUUUCAGGAAACUAGAAAAAUACUAUUUCCUGAUUUCAGCUGUAUGCACAGACAUGUGUGCGUAAAUGGACGCUAUGCUCCUGCUUUUGAGCAUUUUUACACACCAGAAUGACAGAUUUCCCUUCCCUUUCAUAUACUUCAACUCGUGAAAUCCCUACCCUUCAUAGUGGAUCCUUGAUAUAACGAAGGGCCAUAGUGGAUCCUUGAUAUAACGAAGGGCCAAGUGGCUGACGUAAUAUGUUUGCCAUAAGGAGGUUUCAUAUAUAUCGAGGUUCUCUUCCAUAUAUUUUACUAUUAGCGGGGCUAGGAAUAUCGUUCAUUAUACCGAGGACCUCAUUAGAGGUGUGUUAAAUCGAGGUGCCAUUGGAAUAUACUUGAAGCCUAAAAAGGGUAUGCCCUUUUGGGCAGAGCCUUCUUGUAUAGGUAAAUUUAGGGAGUACCCUUCUCUCCCCCACCCCUAGUUUCAAAGUCUUUUAAAUUAUAAUAAUACCUAUAAAAUUAUUGUAAUGGAGAAUAGUAGGAGGGGGAAAAUUCUUGGAAAUUCUCUUCCCUUCAUUGAAUUUAUCCCUCCCAAUGCUCGCUCCAAAAGCUGUCCUGCUGCCUUCUUUUUUUUUUGCAAACUUGCCUCUAUUUUUUAGUCAAUUAAUAAUGUCCAUGUUGUGAGAGUCAGCUAUAGUAUGUAGAUGUGCUUUCCUCAUGUUUACAACUCUAAUAUUUCUUAUAUUUCUUUCUUAGCUGGUCUUUUUGAGCUGAGGGAAGGAGAUCUUAAUCCAAAUUCAAGCUUAAAAGUGAGCAACUAUUUUAUUAACAAUAUAUAAAAUGUAUAUACACCAACUCCCUGCGGCUUCCAAGCAGAUUCAAGGCUAAUCCUUCAGUCUCCUUAACAGGUCUUUAAAUCUCCUGGAUAAAUUGUUUUUCAAAAGCUUUUCUGUGUGUGAGGUUUGGGCCCACCUUUUUCCCACACUGGCCAAUAUUACAUGUAAUAGCAGCUGUUUGAUUGGAUCAACAUUCAUAUAAUGAAAGUCCACAACAAUGAAUUUGGGACUGGGUCAAUUGUGUGUAUGAGUUGCAUGGAGGGGAGGGGAGAGAGAGCUAGGGGAGGUGGGGUGGGUUUGUGGUAGUGCUAGUAAAUAGAGAGAGUCUCUAAAUUUCGAUUUUCUGCUAAUAUAGGUUGAUGUCUUUAUUAGUUCUGUAAGUAUAGUCCACACACUAUUGGUUGCAGGCAUCUUCCAUACACAAAUAGGUACAUCCUUUAACAUGUACGAAUAGUUACAGACUCAAACACUGCUGUGAUUUAAAGUGGAACAGUUUAGUAUUCUUGGUAGGUGUGAUGAGUUUGUGCAUUUGACAUUGUUAUGAUUUUCCUUUAUCAGGCCAGGGUGAUACCACUUCAACUGCAGAAGCUGUUUGCUAAACUUCUUCUUCUUGAUCAAGACAGUAUCAGCACUACUGAUUUGACAGACAGUUUUGGAUGGGCAGGAAAUGAGGUGUGUAUGAUAUCACUGACAGUAAAUACUUGUGUGUCAGGUUUUGUAUUUUAGCUCUUCGCCAAUCACAUUAAUGAAGUCCUAUUUGUAGUUACCAAAUUUUGUAGCAAAAAUGUGCAAUUUUCCUUUUUCCAGGGAUUUCAGCAACAUGAUGUCCAGGAACUGAACAGAAUUUUAUUUAGUGCAUUGGAGUCAUCUCUCAUUGGUACACCAGGUGCAGCCUUAAUAAGAAAGCUCUACCAUGGAACAUCUGUGACAAAGGUGCACAAAGGCUUUAUAAAAGAGCUAUUAUGGUUUUCAGUUGAAGGUUGAUUAAUUUGAAUAAGAGAAGUUGAUUUGGGUAGGAAAUAAAAGCAUAUAAAAAAAACGAAAAAAAAAAAAACAAUGAUUGCCAACAGCUUGAUAAAUUGUGUGUGUUGUUUAUUCAAACUUGAAUUCACAAUAUGCCAAAUGCAAUCAUGGACAACAAAGUUCAGGGAAAAGAAGAAACCUAGUGAGGCAAAAUUCAAUGAAAAAAUAAUGAGAGAAUCUAGAUUGAGACAACAGAAAGGGAAAACACAACAACAAACAGAGCAAAAAUGUCAGAUAAACAGUGCAGCAAGCUAGAUUACUGUACUUACAGUGUAGCUUGUUAAAGAUGGUUAAAGUGACAUCAAGAUCGCAAGUCACCUGUUUGAAUAAUAAUAUUAAGCUAGUAUGAGCACAAGUUUUAAAGGAAAGCGGAUUUUAAAACACAGCUUUCGCUUGUCAUUCACAAACAACAAACAUGCGUGUGAAUGAUUCUGGCUGAGUAAAUGGGCAAGAUUGUAAAAACACCACCCACUCCAAGAACCAAUCAGACUGCAGGAUUUAGAGAAUUCUGCCUGCUUGCAAACUGAGAAAAAAAUAAAGGUUAUUUUUAUUUAUUUAUUUUAUAAGUUAACAUCAGGUGACUAUCAAUAUUGUUAUGUUGGCACAAGGUAUUGUCUUUUAUAGAGUGUUUUCACUCACGUGGCCAGCAUCUAUGCAAAUUUAUUGGAACAAAAGAAAGCGUUUGCAUAAGAAAAGAGUUCAACUCCAAAAGGAUUGGUGUGGGACACCAACAUGGCUGCCGCUUCAUUGUUUUGGGACACCAAUAUGGCCACCCUGACAUCAUGUGAAACCACUCCAUUAAAGUGCUUAUUAAAAUAAGCACUAAAUUGUGUAUGUGGGCUGUGUUUGGCUUCACAUGGGAUAAGUACAUGUGUAGGCUAUUGAAAAGAGAAUUUAGCAGUUUUUUUGAAAUCAUUUGGGCUUUUAACCAGACAGUUGAAUGGUGGUGAUUGUCCAGCAGCAGUACACUUCAAAACAUUUGAUAUUGAUCUGUUUUAUUUUUGUGAAUUACCAGGUCAUUUGCAAAGAAUGUGGUCAUGUCAGUGAAAGAGAGGUACAUUGUUGUUGUUGAAGUUUUAUACUCCAUAAAAAGACAUGAAAUCUUAAUCCAAUGUUUUAUGGAUAAAAUCCUAUAGUGCAACAAUAUUUCCUCCAAAAAAAUCUCCCAGGCAGGACUUUUUAUUUCUUGUUGAUAUUUUGAAGGUCAUUGAUUUUUUUAUCCCAGAUACCUGAGGACAUUAUAUAUUCAUAUAAUGAAGGUGAUAUUUAAAUCUUGGAGAUUUGCAUCAUUGUUCUGUGGCAAAAUAAUAAUUAUUCAAUUGCAGCUAACAACCACAGUGGGAAAUGUAUUCUGCAAAUAAGAUUAAUAGGAGAUAGCAUGCAGUAUCUGCAGGCUGAAUUUGCAGUAUCUGCUAAGACUAUAUAAGUACAUUUAUCAAAAUUGUAGAUGGAGAUACACCAAAACACAUGUCACCAAACUUGAGCAAUCCAACUUAUUAUAUAACACUACUUAUGGAAGUAAAUUGCCUGCUCUUUAAACCAUUUAUUAAUUUUAAAUUAUCGUUUACCUCCAAGCUAAUCAAUCAUUGUAGUGUACACAAAACAAUGUUCAUAUUUGUAUGCAUGGCCAUGGUAUGUUACUAAAAACAACAUUUUUUUUUUAUUUUUACAAGGAAGAUUACCUUGAUCUUCCCCUGAUUCUCUCUGGAUGUAAUGGCCUGGAGCAGAGUCUGGAAAUGAGUUAUGUUUUAAAAGAGAACUUGGAGGGUGCCAAUAAAUACAAAUGUGGUUCAUGUGGAAAACUAGUCAACGCUAUCAAGGUUUGUAGUUGUAUGAAAAUAUUUCAAUCAAAGCCAUCUUUCCUAUAUGUGUGCACAAACAGGAGAGGGACAGGGGAGGGGAGGGAUCUGAGUUAAGGUGAAACUGUUUAAAAGACACUUUGCUAUUGUUCCUUGACAAUGAUUUUUUGUUGAUUACAAUAUAAUAUCAUGUGCCACUUGUCUUGAUGUGAGAAUAUUAAUGAUCAUCUGCAAUAUUCCUACCUGGCUGUUUAAUAUUCAGUCUUAAGAUUUAUUGUGCAGGAGUGAGUUACCGUACAUGUUGUAUGCACUGCAGCCUUCGUUUAAGGCAGAAUUUAUUGACUACAAGUCUGUAAAACUGCUGAUGAUGAGUAUUUGAUAUUUACAGGGCUCCAAGAUAAGGACUCUUCCUCCAAUCCUUACGUUUUCAUUGUUGAGGUUUAACUAUGAUUUUCAACGAGGUGAAAGAUUCAAGGUAACAUUGAUUUAGAUUAUUAAAUGGGUAGAUCAUAACCAAUAUUGAAUCCCACCCAAAGAAUACAAAAGCUUUACGAAUAAAGUAUUUGUUUUUUCCGCCCUUUUCUUUAAUGUAGCUAUAUUUUGUUUUGUAUUUUGCAAUUGUGCUUUGAAUGUUUUUAACAAAAAGAGCAGGCAGAGUUUAUGGAUAGACAAAAAAUGUUCUCAAGUCGAAACUCCACUGGUCGGAUGCUCUAACCACUGUGUCUUUGUCCCAUGCUCGUGACAUGUUGAUCACAUCAUUUCUCAUUUCUUCACCAUUAAGCUCGAAAUUUACCAUCAUAUGAUUAAAUAACCGUUAAUCCUAUGAUCGUCAAAAUUUAAUUUUCUUUUUCAGUUUAGUUAAAAUGGUUCUCAGUCUAGUACAUGUUCGCUCCCCCUAAGUGCAAGCUGUAAAGCUGACUCUCUAUGUACCCUGUGUAUUUUGUUUGUGUUUUAUUACUGAUUACUGAUGUUGUAUCUGUUGACUUUCAGGAAACCAAAAGAUAUGCCUUUCCUGUAGCUCUGAGUAUGAGAGAAUUUUGUGAAUCCAACAAGGAAAUUGCAGAUGGUCAGGAGUAUGAAUUAUUUUCUGUAGUGAUUCAUGGGUAGGUUUUGAACUGUUCUUAAAAUUCUCUUUGUGGUAAUAAAUAUUUAUUGAUAAUAAUUUAAGAAGAGAUAAUGAGUUCCUGUUUUUGGUUGUUAGUUUAAUUUAACUGUAUUUUUUCUUGAAAAUGACUAUUGGAUUAUUAGAGCAUUAUAAAUCUAUAGUCCUCACGGCUAGAUAAGGGACUAGACAUUUGAAGAUGAUGUGAACUGCGGAAAUACAAAAUUUUAAAAUAUUUAAUGAAGAUAUGAUCGUUGCAGUGGUAAUUAAUUGCAAUCUAAGCGAGUAAACCCCAAAAAAAUAUUUCGACACUUGAACAGGAUUCAAACCCAUGGCCUCUGUGUUAGCGCUGCAGUGUCUACCAUUUGUGCUAUGAAGACCCAUACAGUGAGAGCAGGCAAAUUUGUUGUGUUCAUCUUAACCGAUGAAAGGAAUGAAAUAUGAAGAUGAUGUGAACUGCCGAAAUGGACGCUACUAACUCUGUAGUGGAGGUCUUGUACUACUUAAUUGCUUUGAGUUACUUUCAUUUUCUCCUUUCAUCAUUCUGUGUGACAGUCUGUUCGAGUUGUUUAAACUUUGUCAUCAAAUGGAUGUACUCUUAUCUAAUUUACGGUGCUAUUUAACAGCUUGUAGAAUUAUGUUUAAAAAGUUUACCUGUAUUGUUAUGAAAAAAGAACUUUUUAAAUUUUAUUGUUCAUGGUCUGUGUUUACUUUUUCAGUGGCAGUUGUUAUGGGGGCCACUACCAUGCUUAUAUCCGUGACGUGGAGGGACUGAGGACUUGGUUUGAACCUGUAAGAAGAAUUUUUCCAACAAUAUUACAUUCACCUUGAAGAAUUAUGCAGAUCGAGGCAAAUGUUAUAGGUGGCUAAAUGUAAUUAGGCGAGGUUAAACACAAGGCAAUUCUGGCCAGCGGUCUCCAUCGUAUGUGGGUGGUCUUGGGCUUUAGCGAGCGCGGCUUUAGCAAUUUUACAGCACUUUCGCUGGUCAAUCAUUUUGCUCAUGUUGCUGUCCUGUGUAGUAGCUUUAGCUGAGUUUUACCCCCAGCUUUCCCUUCCCUUUGGAUGUGUUUUGGUGAGUAUCUGUGCAUUUCUUCACUGAGGUUCUCAGUGUGAUGGUGCCUGGUGGUACCGCUUACAGGGUUCUCAUGGUUGCCUUCUGCACUCGCCUGCAGCUCCCUUCAGUUUCACCAGGUACCUUCCCUACACCCAUCUGUUGUCGAUGGGUUUAAUAAAAUGUUACCUCCAAGAUCAGCAUAAUUAUUCUUCACAUCACACGUGAACCGAAUGAAAUAAUAUUGUGUCAUUAUUCAUUUAAAAUAUUUCCAAGUUCUUGAAAAGCUUACCUCCUCAUAUUUCUCGGCACGGUUUCAGGAUAUAUAAAGAGAUUUUUUCCUUGCAGAUGCUAAUCAAAAAGUAGAUAACAUUCUUUGAGCAACAUGUUUUGCAUAUUCUUGCAUUUUUUCUGUUCAUUUUUGAUCAGAAAUUCAGCUAUCUCGUCUUUGGAUAGCCGUAAAUUCCAUUUGUUAUAGUUCACUAUUAUAAUAGCUGUGGUCUGUGUGCUGAUUGAAAGGUGACCCUUGUGCUGCUGAAUUUUAAUAGAAAAUAUAUGUAUUUUUAUCAUGGGCUUUUGGUUGCAUUUUUAUCCAAGGACAAACAACAAGUAAGAAUUGUCCAAGGAGAGGAUGACAGUCAAGAGAAUGUUGUUGUUAACUCUGGUGACCCUGUGGAACUAAUUGUGGCAUUACUGAGAAAACUUGGAGGUGCAGCAUCAGUCAAUCAAUUGUGUCAGGUAAAAGAUACUAUUAUGGCAUGGUAAGCCUAUUCCAGGCUCCAAGAUAGUUGGAAAGCAGAUUGAGGAAAGGUGGGCCAUAGGGGCAGGGGUACGUUUUUUGCACUCUUCCCAGUUUUUCGCUGCAUUCCCGCUUUUUUCACUUGCCUAUUCUGACCAAGACACCUAGCCUGAUUGCAUGGUUAAUAGCAGGAUCAAUUGCAACAUCCCUCUAAUGGGUACUUUCAAAAUAUGGACACCUCUCUAUUUCAGACAGUUUUCCUGGUCCAAGAGAGUAAACGUUUUAUAACAAUAUUCCAACAUGUUCAUGACCUCCACAAAGCCAAGCUGUCAUAGUGAAUAACAACAAAAAAAAUCUUUUCCUGCCUGGUGCGACUAAGAUGAUGCAGACGCUCGUCAUCGCUGAUGCGUACCUGCAUCCGAACUGAUGUGUACACAUUGCAUCUGCUUUGUUUGCUUAGUUUAGUAGGAAACUUCUACUUGCACUCUUGGCUCUAUCCCUUUGAUAUCCAUGUUAGGACAUUUGAUUGUUUUACAGUGUGUGUAAAUUCAGUCCUUACAUGAUUUUGGAUAAACAUGUUCUUUGGUCACAUUUAGUGUAUGUCUAAAGACACUGGGAUCUCUUGGAAUAAGCGAUUUAAAAGUCGCUUUGGGCCACUCUCAAAGGUAUGACCUUAAUUAAUAUGUAGCAAAUAUCUAAUUAGUUAAUACUGUUUUGUCAAACUCUGAUAAGCUACUCGAUUUCCAGAGAGUAUUGGUCGUUCAUCUUCUUCAGUUAUUCCAAAUUCUGUCCAUCGUAAGUCCAUUAUUCACCAGCUAUCUGCUUUAUUUGGAUAUCUUUUGGUUUGGCAUGCCCUAACACCUCAUAAGCAAUACAUGAGAACUGCAAAUGUAUAUUUUCCUUUACACCUGUUGACUUGGCAAAUAUCCACCAAUCUUACCAUCCAGUCUGUAGACUUUUUAUGGAACAGGAUAUUGUCAAGCUGAUAGAAAAGAGACUCAAAUCUUUAAUAAAAUAGCAUUUUAAGGAGUUGGCAUACACUCUUGUACUUACAGACGUGUUAGAUUCGUUUUCAUAAACCACAGUUGAACCUCUCUACAAUGGCCACCUUGGGGACAGAAGAAAGUGGCCGAUGUAGGGAGGUUUUAAACAAGAGUCAAUGUAUGGAUUUUUUGUCCGCUGGGACGAAAAAAAGUGGCCGUUGUGGAAAGGUGGCCUUUAGCAGAGGUUUGACUGUAUUACCAGACAAAUAAUAUGAAUUAGUGCUUAUUAAUUCCAUAUUCUUCCCCUCAUUACCCCUCUCUUGAACUCCCCACCACACCCUUCUUAGGCUAUGAUCGCAUCACACUAUACCUGAUAUCUUUUCGUGGCGCCACGGAAAGCUAGCCGUUAUAGUAGUGUGAACACCUAUCCGUUAUGUGACUCUCCAGUUUAGAGAUCUGCGCGGCGCAGCUUCGUUCCGUUACAGAAGUCGCACCGCCACAACCGUUCUCGUGUGUGAAUAGAAGCGUUAUCCGGUAUCUGGUUUUCGUGGCGCCGCGAAAAACUAUCUUGUAUGGUGUGAACACCUAUUCGAUAUGUGACUGUCCAGUUUAGAGAUAACGCGGCGCAGCUUCGCUUCGUUACAGAAAUCGCGCCGCCACAACCGUUCUCGUGUAUGAACAGAAGCGUUAUCCGGUAUGAUUUUUUGUGAACAAAAGCCCGGUGUCACACACAUGGUUUUUAUUUCAUGCAAAAAGCCAUCUCCACCCCCAAUGGUGAUGAACAUAACCUUAACAGUGUAACAGAUGAAAAUAAUUGAAAUUAACAAAUAAACCGAAUAAAUAAGGGAACAGCAAACUUACAAAAUAUAUUUUAAGAAUGAACUACAAUCAGGAACCUUCAACAAGGUUUUCUUUUGUCGAGGAUGCAGAACAAAUGUUAUAAUUUGCAAAUGUUGUUUUAUUUUAAUCGCUUUGAUAGCAUUUCCAUUGUUGAAAAUUUCUCUGCAGUUUUUCAAGAAGAACUCGGACAUUUUCAGCUUCAGUGAUGCCUGCGGAUGGGUGUCAUUAAAGAAUGGUGGUGAAAAUCCCUCAGAACUUGCAUCAACUCAAAGAGAGGAACACCGCCCUCUUGAAAACGAUUUAAGUGGAAGCGCACAAUCUUCUGUAGUUGUUGAUGAGGGAAAGCCACUUUCAUUGGCAAGGUAGGUAUUCAUGUCACCUGUUGUUUGUACAAACAACAGUUGUGCAUGUGCAUCACACUUUUUUUCUACAUUUCUUUGACGUGUUUGCACGACUACGUCUUGAAGAUGCCUAAUUUCGCGUAUUAUGGAGAACGUAAACGAUAAUUCCAAGGAACGAUGAAAUUUUCUUUUUCUUUCUAAACUUGGAUAUGGUCCCUAGGAAUUCAACUCCUGGGCCGGGUUGUUCGAAGCUGGGUUAAGAUAACCCAGGGUUUGUGCGAAAUUUGAACUGAAAUGUGAGAGCUUAAAACGCAAAUUCAGUUUAAUUCUCUUUGCCUACAAUUUGAUGAUUGGAUACUCUAAAAAGAAUAGAGAAAAUUAUCCGAGAGAGUGCUUUUGAUAAAAAGAAAAGGAACCCCGGGUUAAAUUUUAACCCUGAGUUAGCGCUAACCCGGCGUUCGAACAACUGGGCAUAGGAGAGUUCGCCGGCAUUUGAAAAAGUAAGUGGGUAGAAAAGACUGAAAAAACGCAUAUUCACUUUUUAAGCGACGUUCUCGUUGCCGUCGCGUCGUUGGAUCUUAAAGUCCGUAGUUCUAUGAAAAAAACCGACGAUUUGAUGGAAAACGCGCGACGAAAACGACGUCCACAGGUAACCACAGAGAGGCUUAAAUGUGAAGGGUGGUAUAGGGACUCAACAUUACAGUGACGUGUGUUGUUUCCCUACACAAUAAAAUUUUGCUCCACUUUUCUCUUUCCACCUCGGUUUAUCAACGUUUACUGCCUUCAAACAGGAGAACAGAUCACAAUAAAAAAAAGCCCGUUUGAGACAAGCAUAUUAAUUUGAAUUAGUAUUUUCUUUUAGAGGAAAUGUUCCUGAACAGGGACAUAUGUGGUUCGACGUUAAUGAUUCCAGGAUUUCUUGCAUCCGUGAAAGAGAUCUUCAGCGUCAGUUUUCGGGAAAAGAAAGUGCUUACAUGUUGUUCUACAGAAGAAAAAAUCUGUCAGUCUCUGGAAGUGAUCCAAGUAGGUUGCUUGAAGUUUCUUACAUAAUUAUUGAAAAGCUAUGGUCGAACGGGAAACAAAAACGCGCAACUUGCUCAAAAGCCUUGCUGCAUAAACACGGGUUUAAAAGCCAUGUUGCGCGUUUUACUCCCCCCGUUCAAAUCUGUCUUAGAACAAGUAACCGUAUCUUAACCCUUUAAGUCCCAAGCUAGAGUGACCAAAGUUAAUUUUCUCCUUUCAAUAUCGAUACAUAAUAUAGAGAAAAUGUUGUGAAAAUUAAUGAAAUGAUCACCUGAUGGGAAAAGCUUUGAUCUACAAACAAAUUCUCUCAACCAAUUCUUUAAGGAAAUACAUGGAGAUCAGUCUGAAGAAUUUGUUCGUGGAUAUUGGGGCUAAAAGGGUUAAAGAGCUUUGCAGCGGAAUGCUCCCAGCGACCAAUACGGACUGGUUACAGUGUACACCUAACAAUUUUGGCUCAUAAAAAAAUUAAUUGAUGACAUUGCUGAGCAUAUAAGGUCAAUACUACAUUGGAGUUUUUGUACAGCGUUUCAUCUGUUAUCUCUCCACACAGAUUUGUCAGUUCCUACCUCCCUCAGAACUGAAGUUGGGGAAAUAAACAAAGAAUUAGCAAAACAGAGGUGAGCGAGUGUUUCAAUUAUGUUGUGGACUUUUCGACCACAAGAUGGCUCUAUUAGUGCUGUGUUGUGUUGUAUGCUUUUUUAUCUUUUAAAUUCUAAGUAGGUCCGUUGCAUCAGGGGUUCCCAAAGUCGGUUUAUUGAAAACACUUUUUAGCCUAUCCAGAGUACUAUUCGAUCUCUAGAAAUUCAUUCUAAGUACGGUCACCCUAGGGGAACUUGAGUCUUUUCGAAAUCAGAACGGCUUCAGUAUUAUUUUCCCGAACAUUUUAUAUGCAACUUAAAGUUUUACGAACCAAGGUGAGAAUUUUUUUCUGAUUGCUCUCUCCGCGUUGUCGAACCCACAAAAUUUUAGGCUUCCUUUUUGUACUAAUUUUAACUUAACCUUCGCUCGGGAGCGAAACUUAAACUUCCGAAAAUCCUAGCCAGGCAUUUAUUAGACAAGCUUCGAAAAUGGAAUGGACAUUUAGAACUUUUUGGCCGUCCUCAAGCUAUAGAAAAUUCUAGGCAAUAUUUCCUUCUUCAAACAGAUAUUUUUUCAGAAAACAAUGAUUGGGUGUCUCUAUUGCAUCGCGUUCUUCCAAAAUCUGAAACAGACUGCCCGUUAAGUGAGUGAUGAAAUGGUACACUUGAGAGUAAAGGUUCUUUAACAUUUUGUAAAAUUUAUUUGCGUCCAUAGGGAAGACUAUGAUGCUCGACUGAAUCAAAUCUCUGUUACCGUACAUUUUGCAAGCCAUUAUAUAGUAUCAGAUGGCUUUCUGAGAAUUAAGCAGGUAAAUGUUUGCAUACAGGUAUUAACGAUGUUAAUUAUUUCUUUCGACAUUCGUUUGGCAAGUAGUGAAUCGACCAGCCAAAAUGCAGCGACAUCGCUGUUUUUUGUGCAUAUAACUCUUAAAAUCUUAUUGAUUUUAAUUUUCCGACUAGCAUUCCCGUCACAUUUUUAUGGGUGCCCCCGGGGAACUGUCCAGGUAAUUCAUUGUACUGAUUUUUAAACUUUUCAGGGUUUAACAUCAGACCCACUGAUAGUGUCAUUAGACAAAAGAAAACCGGUCACUGAUCUUCUGCGUAAAAUCACUGAGGUAUGUUCAAAUCGAUAUCCAUUUUCCCUUUAAAUCGAUAUUAUUCAAGCGAUGAAGGAGAGUAGAAACAAGGGCAGCGAAAGAAGGAAAAUUAUUGCGAGGACGCGUAAUCAGCACAUGCUUAGAGUUCACUCGCCGUUUUCCUUCACUUCCUUUCCCUCCCAGUUUUCUAGUCUCCAAUCUUUCUCGGCCUUAAACGAUCGCGUGCGACAUCUGCUUAAGGUCCUUGGCUCAAUUCCAUUUUUUGACAUCACAAAACACUACCGCUUGAACCGCGCGAAAGGGUGGGAUGAAGGUAUGGCUGCUUGGCAGUCUCUCAUUCUCUGUAAGCCUCUACUCGACCCGCAAGGAUUUCUAAGGACCUGUUUACGUGAAGGUGGGGGACCCCAGGUAGGUGAAUUAACAUGUGGCGGGUUACCUCACCUAGCAUGUAAACGUGAUCACAUUAAAAUGAGAGAUUAUAUGGACAGGCGGGCGGGUUACACCACCUAAGCGGGUUACCUCACCUAUCUGGGGUACCCCACCUCCAUGUAAACAGGCCCUAAGGGGCAUGGCGUGAUGAGUUCAAUAUGUUUUAUUCAUAGAAAACUGAGAUGAAAUUGUAAAAAAAUUAUUCUCACUCGUCGUUUUUCACGCUUGGAACCUUAAAAGAAAGAUUUUAGAUGAUUACUUCCAAAGGAAAACAAAGCAUGAUCGGUUUUCGGUCAUUUUUCGACAACACAGUUGACCCCUCAAUUUUUUGAAGUUGUAAUGCGUUUGCAUCCUGGCUGUCGAAACCCAAUGACAUGCACUUCUAGUUUAUGUAUAGUACUGGAGUAGUUAUAAUUAAAACUGGAUCAUUUUUUCAGUGUUUUCUUUGAAUCCUAUGUUUUUUAGUGUCUUAAAGAAAUGCCAAAAGAUGGGAACAUGUGAGUGUAUGUGUUCUGCCCACAGGCGUGUCCUUCCUUAUUGUUCCCGAUCUAAGGCGCGCAUCUUGACCGCUACGUAAGGGCCGCCAUCCUUCACUCUAUCCAGCAUUCCCGCUCUAGGUCUUCCAGAUAGCCUCUUUCUUAUCACCCUCCCCUCAAGAAAUAACUAAUGGGACAAGAUCACCAUGCUGUAGGGUAUAACUAAGCCAUACUCUCUGUCUUGCGCUGGUAACAGAUAUGAUGGCCCUCUCCCCACCAACACGCCUCAAUAAUUCCUCGUGACAGACUUUGUCAGACUAAGAAAUGUUUAAGACCUUCCUCCAAAGCCACAUCUCACAGCUCUCCAGCUCUCGCGCGUCAUCUUUCUUUAAGAUUUUUUAAUUUAUCUUUCAGCUUGAUUCUUCUAGAGACGACGAAGCCAGUAACACUGUUCAUAUUGCCAGACGACUUCCUGCAGGUUUACAUCUAUUUCAAGAGGUGAUACGUAAGUGGGUGAUAUCUACGACCUUAAAUUAUUUUGAGCUCUAGAGACUGAACUGACUCGAAGUAAUCGUUCAUCUUUUUUCCUUGCUACGUUGGUAUUGUAGAACACCCUGAAAAGUCGCUGAUUCAAAGCGGAGUGCAUGAUGGCACUGAAGUGUUUCUGUGGAAUGGGGAAGAGGUAACUAAGCCACAAAUUUUUCGCAGUUCUUGUUACUUUUUGACAUUUUGAAUACAGACGAUGACUAUAUUGAUACGCCCACUCUAAUUACAAAGGUAAAAUAAUCCAAAAAUUUCGAAAAAUAAAAGCUACGUUGCUUACUCGUUCCUAUUCUUACAGUUUGUUAUUUGUUUACCUCUUUUUUUCCCGACCAUACUACGACUUUUAUUUUAUGUAUUUAUAAAAUGUAAACUUUUCUUAGUGACCCUAAAUCUUAAUUUCUUUUUGGCAUGCACUACCCCGCCUGGAAUAACUUUGCUUGCUGCGGACAGUGCUUUUGUGAUGUUAUCUACUUACCAAUAAAGUUUUGUUGUUGUUUUUCUUUUGGCUAUUGAAAUCAUAAUAUCACAAUGAAUGAAAUGACUGACUCGACAAUUUUCACGUGGCCGUGUAUAUAGAUCUUGAAGGCAUUGGCUAUCAAAGGAUCUUAAAAAGAUAAUCUUGCUUGUUUAGGAGGCUGCGUAGCCCAGUGGUCAGUGCGUCGGACUCGCAGUCCGGCGGUUCCGGGUUCGAGUUCCGCUCUGGCCGCUUGCUGGAUUUGUUUCUCGUACGUCCCCAGUUCAACUUAAGGUGUUGUUUUACGGGACGAUUUGCAACGACGAUUUUUAGCACAACAAAGUGCUGCAAUGUUGGAACAAUGUUCUGAUCAUUCGAAACAGUGUCGUAACAAUGUUGCAACGCUGUGUUGCGCUAAAAAUCGUAGCUGCGAGUCGACUCGUGUACUAACCACGCAUUUGGCGUUUUCUGUUUGUUUGUUUGUUUGUUUUGUAGGUGGGUGGAUCUAAGGUAUACACAGGAGAGGACUCAGCCCCAGUUCUUCUCAAUAUAAAAUAUUCAGUGUCUGAAGAUGAGGCAGCUGUGGAGAUUCAGAAAACAUUUAGAAAGAACACCACACUGGGAGAGAUGAAGGUCAGAGUUUUCAAGAUCUUUACGUUGUUUGAAGGCACAUUAUUCUUUACCAUGCUUUCGUUGUUGGGAUGAUCGAUCUGUCUUGACUGGGGGCGAGGACGUAGACAAGGACGUGAAGAAGCACCGAAUUCUGCUGGUGUGUUGUUAUACAAUCAGUAACCUUUAACUGAAAGGAAGGAAAUAUCUUUAUACUAGAAAUACGUAUACCGCAGAACCUCGCGAAGCUUGGGAGGGGGAGCCUAUAAGGGGUGGGAGGACAGGAGAGAAAUGAAGUAAAUCAUGUAACUGGGGAGGGUGGGUCUAAUAUUGGAAGAUGAGAUGUACUUUUUAAAAAUUUGAACUCAGUGCUCUGGCUUUAAAAGGGAUCUUCUGAGAUUUAACUGGGGUUGCUGUUGUUAGCCAAUGCUGCAUAGGUCCCAUCCCGUGUUCACCCCAUUUGACCUUACAAAGGCAUAUAUUUCAGAUAGAUUUUCGGGUUAAAUAUCAGAGAGCGUUAGAUUUGAGGACAAGAACGAGUACGAGUAUGAGUUUUAAAAAAAAGACACUCCGGAAAGCUUCAUUUUCCUUUUUUUUCACCAAAAAAGGUUAUUACGGUUAUUUAUACUGAAGGAGGUUAAGCGUUACGGUUUUCACUCGAUAACGAAGGCCUUAUUUAUUUUAUCUUACAGUUGAUGCUGUGCAGUUCUAUUGGAAUAGAUUAUGAAGAUUUGCUUCUCAGCUGGGUGAAAUCAAAGAGUAAUAUUUAUUUUGUUCUGGUUUUUAAUGUUUUUAGAUUACGCUAGAGGGCACUGGUUGUGGCGUUGUUGCGUCUCUCAAAGAGAGAAUAUUAUUCUUUCUUGGUCUCUCUCACACAUUAGGCGAUUUGUGGCGGAGACGUUCCUGUCGAGACGAUUAUUUUCUUUCGUGUCACUUUUUGAACUUUGGUCCUUAAGAAUUCAACUCUGGAAAAAUCUGCUUACGUUUGCCAAAUAGAACGAGAUGGAAUUAUAGCAAGGACGUUUGACCGGUUUCUGUAGCAUGGAAGAAAAGGAUUAGAAUUAGCAUUAUGCAUUCCAACAACCAGAAUGACCCAAAACUGUUUCAUUUAAAAAAAAUCAUGAUAGCAGAGCGUAACGCCUGAAGCAGGACCAUUCAGGUUGAAAGUCGAACGCACAAAUUAACCAUCUUUCAGUGAACUGUUCUUCUCCCUGCUUCCUCUCGUUUCUAGGACCUUACUCGUUAUGCAGCAUUGGUGUCGUGUUCAAGUGAAAUUUAGAGGUCUGUUUACUUGCAAAAUGUUUGUUUCCUUGUUACUCAUUAAUAAUGUUUAUUCUCUCCACAGUUAAAAAUAAUGUUUGUGCGCUAAACGCCAACAAGGUAAAAGAAACGGUCAAUUCUUCGUUGUAGAUAGCCACUACAAACGAGCUAUGAUAAAGACUAACCCUUGUUUACAUUUUUUGCCUCAUUCUUAACGUAUGCUUAUUAAGGUAACAAAAUAAAAUCUGUGAAUUUUGAAAGAGCAUAACAAUUUCAGUUAUCUCUGAAAAUUUGAACCCGAUAUACAGAAUAGUUUCGGAGAAAUUCUCUUUAAAAAACCCCAAGUUUUACAAAGAAUGUAUGAACUUAUUAACGUUUUUGCCACCCAGCAAUUUCGCGGUUUUGGAUUGCUGAAAUUUCCUUUGUUAUUGAUAGCACAAACUACUCACCUGAAUUAACCAGGAUUCGGCUAUAUUAUGGCUGCUGAGAAUGGACCAAGUUUUCAGGGUGUGGUCGAAAAGUAUUACAUGACCUGUUCACUACUUUUAUCCACAGAAACAUUUUUUAUUGAAAAAGUUACGCAAAAAUUACUCGCUGAUAAUCGACCAGAAAUUGGUCCUUUGCUGCUAAACAGUCUCGUGGGGCAAAACCGUUUUGCUGAAAAGCGUGAGACGCAGUGGAGCAAGUAAAACAAUACAAAUACAUCAUCGUUUGCGUCGUUUGCUCUCCAACUUGACCGUCCACAGUCCCCUGUUUUUCCAUAAGAUCGUCGAGAGCGAGCGCUUUGCAUCACGGGCGGCUAUGUUGGAUGAGUGUCAAAUCUACCUAGGAGGGCGGGGGACGGUUUAGGAGGAGGCGAGAAAAAUUGAAAAAAAUAAAUUUUCUCGCCUCCCUCCCCCGACCGCUUUUAACCGCGACGCCCGUCCUCUCGGUUUAAGGAAACCAAGAUGGCCGCCUGUACCGGCUUGUCCUGGCGAUCAUACGAAAAAAGAGUGGACUGUGAAUAGCCUUCUCUCCAACGAGGUGUUUUUUGUACCAUGUGACUGUUUAGCUCGAAAGGGGCUGUUACUGUAGCUGUAACCACAUGAACUCCCUCGAGUGUCUAUUUUAUCUUCUUGCUUGAAACGCUGUUUGUGGACUGGCUACAACGAUCGUUAUUCUCAGUUUAGGUUUUUCAUUAUCUUAGGACGGUGACACGCUAAACGAAAUUUGCCUUCAAGAUGGCGAUUAUCUGGUUGCCGAGAAAAUGAUUCAUAUUGAGUAAGUAUAUUCAAAGAAAAUUAGUGAUGUUAUUCCAUUCACAUUUUCUGAGGGAACAUGCCCCCAGACCCCUCUAGAGGCACUGGAUUAACCCCCCCUUGUUUAAAGGUCAGGUAUUCUAUUCAGUCCUGCUGGCUACUUCAAUUAUUAUCGAAACCCCUGAGUAUUAAUUCUGUAGCCUUUUUCUAAGCCGUACGAGAAAUUGUAGCUGUUUUAUCUCAACUUUCGUUUUAUUUCAUGAUUUCUAGAUACAAUGUUAAAAGCAAAACUACUUUGUCUUCUCAAGAAAGUAAAAAACACGACAACAUGAUCUCCUUCACCGUAGAGAUUCGCUGUGUUGUAAGUACUUGUCUUUAUCUCUCUGUAUAAUUUUCCAGAUUAGAAAAGCAAGUACUUAAGCCCAUGAUCUUUCAUGUUCCUUUAUCACAACAGGAAACAGCGACACUUGAGGACAAAGAAAACAAAUUUCCGUGGCCAGUUUUUCCUGUUCAAAUUCUUAAAGACCAGGUAAUUUAGUUCCCCGCUUGACAAUCCUCAAGCAUUGCGCUUUUGCAUGUUUCAUCCGCGCAACUGAGCGAUAAUACAUACCGGCGGUACGUAAAAUAUAUCAGUUUUGUCUUUAGUUCUAAGCAAGUUUGAAACCUAUCACACCAACACUUAGCUUUUUUUUAGACUAUUAGAGAUCUGAAGACCAAAGUACUUCGAUUGCAAAGCCAAUUUCAGCACAUUGCAGGUACGUUGUGAGGCGUAAACAUAACAGCAUGCGUUGUCGUUACUUUGUUGUUGUUUUUUCUUUGCAAUUAUUGUUUUAUAAGUAAUGCCAAUAGCAACCUCGUCCCCAGGGCGCUUUUCCCUGGCUUUGGAGGUGGGCAGGGAAAAGCGCUCUGGGGACGAGGUUGUUCUAAUAGGACUGAGUGGAGUCCAGUUCGGUCUGUAAACAGACUAAGUGAUUACCAGCACCGCGGGGGUCCGAUUUUUUUUAUUUACGAGUAUGAUUACAGACUGAAUUGGACAACAUCAAGUUCUAUUACCAGUUAAUUGUAACUAUAAAAAAAUUCGUGAUGUUUUAAGCCUUUUUGAAAUUAAAACGCGCAAAAUUCAAGAGUUUUUUGCUAGCUACUGGCGCACGAUAGCGCGUACUAUCCAAUUACUUACGCGUGACACGUACUGUCCUAUUACACUAUCCUAUUAAUGCUGAAAUCAGGACAGCUGAUGGCCAAUCAGAUAAGAGAAUGUUUUCGUAGUUAAGAUUUCGACUGUAAUCAUCCAUCAACUGACUUUUCGUCUUUUUUACUUUCAGAAACGGUCUGUCGAUUCCGCGUGGAUGACGAUUUUCAAGGUCUCAGUCCACCGUGUGAGUGAAAGUUUUCUACCUGUUUUCUCUGGUUUAUCUUGCUUGCUUGUGUUUUCCAAACUUACUGAAGAAACAUGAAUGAACGACUGCGGAUCUCUAACUUUUGACUUCUUGGGCUAAUUCCUGUAGUGUUAAAACUCUUCAGCAGUACUUUCAAAUUGUUGUAUUCUCUUUGUAAAUAUCUGACAAAAUUUUCUUGGAUUUUUUUUUUCUUUUCCCCUUGAGUUGUAUGGUAGUAUUAGAGACGACAAGGUUUUACUGGAGCUUUAGAAUUGUUUCCCUCGUCGUAGGGCAGGCCAAUUGUUUGCUAUAAUAUUUUCAGAGACCCAAGUGCAGUUUGUCAGGGCAGGACAAUACUAAUCCCCCCCCCCCCCCACCCCCAGAGAAUCAAAGAGACUUAGGCCCCGUCCACACGAAUCCGGAUAAAAAAAUAUACGAUUCCAGAAAUGUCCAAAUUCGUGUGGACAUGACCUUAAUGAGCUGGGUCUCGCUUCCAUUUUGCCUCCGCCUUAGCUAACUGGUCUCCCCACCACCACUCUCCCAGUUGCGCGAUCGCAGGACGACCACAAUAGAAUUAAGAACAAUAAAGGAGUAUUUGUAGUUUUGACUCCGUUGUUCGUCCUGUCGUAAUUCAGUGUUCAGUAAUAAUGUGCAUUGACUGUAUUGUAUAUAUCACGUUUAAAUUGGUAUUAUACAAAGCUUUACUCAGGGCUUCCUCGGUUCAUAUUCCUAAUACAAAAAAGAGAAAGAGACGCAAAAAACAAAUAAGCAAAACAAAACAAAAGGAAUGAAAGCAAAGAAACAUGGUUUGAAAGACGAAUCUGAAGACUGAAAAAAAAACGCAAACUUUACGUCUUGAAUUUUUUUGUUUUUUUAGAAAACCUGAUGCAAGGUAACGUUAACACACAUUCAUACUAAACUCCUAGCUUAAUGUUGCUUGUGAUUAAUAUUGUACAUUUUUUGUUUAAUUUGCAGUGUACGACCACGAAAAAGUCAGUGAGUCCUGGCUUAAAGAAGGUCAAAAGCUUGUCUUGGAGUCAGGAGCUCCACUCCUUCCGGAAGAAAUCAUGAUACGCUUCUAUGUGAGUGCACCGUCUCAUACCAGACAGGAAAUGGAACAGGUUGUCAGUAACAAGAUAACUGUUGGAGAGGUAAUCCGUUCAUAACAGAUAUUACCACUUUUUACUUUUCACGUAUACAGUGUAUCUUAAGAACGUAACUUUCGAAGAGGUCGCACCGUUUCAUACCAGACAGGAAAUGGAGCAGGUUGUCAAUAAGAAGAUAACUGUUGGAGAGGUAAUCCGCUCAUAAAUGAUACGCUAUACUAUCACUUCUUAUUUUUCAAUUGUAUUAUAAUAAGGACGUAACUUGCGAUGAGGCCGUAUUCUAGGGCGCGUUCGUACAUUUCCAAACGAAAAUAAGCUAGUUGUUAGUAAGAACGAGGUCUGUUGACAAUGAUUUAACCACCUUCGUAUCUGCACGAUGAAGCUUUGAUGACGUUAACAGUCGAGAUCUACAUAAAAUUCUGAAUUCUUUUAUUCAUUUAACGGAACACCCUAUAUAUACUGGAGGCAGGGUGGUCGAGUGGUUAGAGCGCUGGACUUGCAAUCCGGAGGCCCCGUGUUCAAGUCCCGCCCUGACCUCUAGCUGGAUUUGUUCACGGUAGUCCCGAGUUCAAAUCAUCGGCCAUGCUUGUAAAAUAGCCAACUGAUUUGCCUCCGGCCAGUUGGGAUUUGUAACCAUGUUCUGUUCCAUAUAAAUUAUUUGUUUCAUUGUCCCUGAAAAGCCCCAUAAGGGGUGAGGAUAAUUUUUUUUUUAUCGAGUCCAAGUUAUUUUAUUAACAACAUGAUAGUGGAUGCGCAGAAAAGAUAAUUCAUGUUUUGCUUCCACAGAAAGGGGUUUAUAUUUUUUUUACGAGAUUUUCCUUUUCCUUCUUCUCUCUCUCAGUGCUUACGAUUGUUGACAGAAAGCGUCAACCUGGAAGGUAUGUAUGUUAAUAACUAUGAUGUGCCUUCUAGCUUCCUAAAGGCCGACUUACAAUGUACAACCUUCUCGCAUGCGCUAUGUUUACGGUAAACCGACAACCCGAAUCGUACCGUGUAAAUCAAACCUAAUGCGAUUGCAAGCCACAAUGCAGGUGUAAGUUUUGUUUACACGAUACAAUUCGUGUGUUUACGCGGGCAUUUACUUCGUGUACCGAAUACAGUUGACGUAAAGUGAAAGAAAAAAAACAUGAAACAAUACCAAACAGAUAUUUCCCUGAACAGAGAACAAAGAAGUCUUUUGUUUUACGUCAUCUGUGUCAAAGGAAAUUUAUCAUCGCUUCCAUGAAAAAACUUUCUUAAGUUGUUUUUCUUGGUUUGCAGUGGUUGUUGUAAUUCUACCUUCUUUAAGCAACCUCUGGGGCAACAUAACAACCUAUCGUUCAUCAUAACAACGGUCAACAAGAAUAAAAGUCAUCUUUAUUCACAUUUUUUGGUGAUACAGGAAGAGAGAAAGUACAGAAAACUGUACCAAACAAAUUUAACGUCGCCUAACCCAUUUUUUAACCUUUAGGAAGGACGUGGCACUUGAGGAAAACCAACUGGAUCGGAGAACCUGCUGACUCUUUGGACAAUGAGGUGACACUAGACAAUACUUUGUGUUAUGUAACGAGAGUUUUCGUUUCGUUUGAUCGACGUACAUAAAAUCUAAAUCAAGCCUAGCGCUCAUCGUUUGAACCAGUCAUACAACCAAGCAAACUCAAAAUCCAAGCUAAGGUCAUCUGUUCCUUUUUUUUUCCAACUCAUAGGACGAAACGCUAGAGAAUGCAAAUGUAAAGAAUGGUGACACUCUUAUAAUUGAAGAAGGAAGACUUCCUCCAAAGGUAAAUUUAUGUUUGAUUUUUGUCAUUCAAACACUCUUCGACUCCUGUUGGUAUUUGCCUCGUUCCCGCUCGUCCCUGGCGGUUUCGAAUGUGACGUCACCUUUCAAUCUUGUCAGACUCGGUUCCAAGACUCCUCCGUUUACUUGGCCCGGGGACGAGGCUGCUGUUGGUAGUAUACGCGGAUUGUUUAUUCUGAUCCGCAUAUGUCAAUGACUGAAAAAGAAUUACUCUGAUGUAUUUACCUGGCUUUAAAUUUCACCAUCACAUCUCUAUCAUUGCGCAUAAGCACAGAUCGACAUUACAUCGAAUGAUGAACAACAAGUUCUACUUGAAGUUUAUUCAAUAAACUUUGUCAAAUAAAUUUUGAUUUUUAUUAAAAAGUAACUGUCUUAGAUUAAAAAAUGUGGAGUGCUUGUGAACAUGAAAAUGAUAUAAGGUAAGUUUCAUUGCGCAUAAGCACAUAUCAACAUUCUAGUCCUGGCAGCAUGAAAAGUGUUUGUCACAUGAACCCAGAGAUGCCAUCCUCGGGAGAUCUAAAAUCCGGAGACUCUCUAUUUUUCACUUCAGCCCCCCCCCCCCCGGAAUGUCAACCGUCCGCUCGUAUUUAAUUUUUUUUCUACAGAAAAGUGAGGUAUGUAUCAAUUACUGUAAAAAUUUGGUUAAAUUAAUUCUUUUAAUCUUCGUAUUUAAAACGCGUUUCGUUUCGCAGAAGGCAAGAGAGUAAAAUUGCCAGGAAAAUCUUGUUUAGAAUUUUUUGACGUCCUAAAAAGCCACGCCCAAUCAUUGUCGAGUUUUAAAAAGUUGCACGAUGGCAUUUAUAAACUUCAUUUCCUUCACUUUAUUUAUCAGACCCCAAACAUCCCGAUCGCAGGCUUGCUUAUAACUUAUAAAACUGCUGCUGACAAUUCUUUUUUUCCCUUAGGGGUUCAUUCGUCUUUCGUUGUGGCAAGUGAGAUGUGGAAAAACAAAUGAACAGACUUCUUUGGGCGUUAAUUCUCAGAUCAGAACCCCAGGCUCAGCUUUAACGGUGGAAACUUCGAGGUUGUCGCACUGUAACUCUGAGGUGAGAUGAUGCUGGUUUAUUUUGGCAGCGGUUCUCGUACAUUGAAUUAUACGAGUUUCUAAUUAAGACAGGUUGUGGCUACUCUACGAUGAAUCGAGCCUCGGUAUUUUGCUUACUCAAGUGAACCAGCAGAUCACAACUGCAUAGUCCACGCUUAUUUUUAUUAACUUUUUUCUUGUGGUCGUUAAGCAAGGAUCAGUCGGGAAAAAAUCAGUCGGGAAAUGCAAUGCUAAGUAUCUCGAUAACUUUCCAACUUUUAGAAUUUUGCAUAGAGCCAUUUGAGUAUUAGUGUCACACAAUUCUCGUUUUUCCCCCUCGUGCGUGCGUGUCUCGCGCUUCGCCUCGCGCUUUGUGUAGGUUAGUUGUAGUCCCACACUGGGACUGGAAACAUCUCCUCGAGGUCCACGUUACACGAUGCGAAGGUUAGAAAUCGACUAAAAGUAGUGUUGUGUCAUCAGCAAGGAACCGCGGUACACCUCACAAAGAAAUUCUAAGGUCAGUGUAACCUUUUUUAUUGGUUUAUUUUUUUCGGCAGGGAACUCAGUGUGGCACUGAAUGCUUGGUUCGGGUUGGAGAUAUCGAAAUAUCCGAGGAAACCGCACUUUAUGAUCUUAAGAUGCAGAUAAGCACUUUGCCACAGGUCAGUGUAAAUGUUCAUGAUGUAUUUUACAUACAGGCAUAAAAGAGGACGUGGUGGAAUGAGAGCGAAAGACGAGAAGUAAAAGGAAGAGAUGGACUGGUUUUCCCUUUCUUCCUCCCUCGAUCAAACGUUGCAGUGAAUCUCUCUCCUGUGGCUCAGCUGUGGUUCCAUUUGAGUUUUAAAAUUGUAGUCUAUUUGUCAUUUUGAAGAAAUAAUGAAUCAUUUAAAUGAUCACAUCGCAGGAUUUUUUCUGCAUUAACUCAAAAGCGGCAACCAUUUGCUACCCUAAAAAACUUUCUUACUUGAACAAAAUUUAAAAUUUAUUUUGUAAAAUUAUUUGCCGUUAUUAUAGCUUUGAAGUAUUUUUCUUUAUUUUCUAAUCUUCUAUCGUUUUUUGGUUUGACCCUUGUAGGUUGCUUCUGCUAUAAAAGUAAAAGCUAUCUACAUAGUUCUUUUUUACCAAAAUUUUUUCCCAGCUUGCAGCUCACUUGAUUCCUACGCCUGGUUUUCUAAGACUUCAGGAAGUUGUCGACGGUCAACAGACGAGAGUUCUGCGAGGAAUCAAUCGAACUUUGAGGUUUGUGUAUCUCAUGUUAUUUUGCGGUUUUUUACUGAACCCAGUUGCAGCGCAGUGAAGAUAGUAUGGCAUUAUAUUUGGAGAAAAGUUUCAGGGAGAGCUUAUAAAACUAUAAAAGGCGAGCAAUACCGCAGAUAGGUGUCAUAAGAUAAGAUAAGAUAAGAUAAGAACUUUAUUUAAGCACGAUAAAAAGAUCAGCAUUACUGGUGGGGUCGUGCAUACUAACAAUUAGAAGAAAAAUAAGAAGUACUAACGAUUAAAAAUUAAAAACUGUUGAAAAGUGUUUAAAAUAGGUCUUGAAAAUGUACAAUUAAAAAUUAAAACAGUCAAAAGUAUUCGUAACCGAUAUCUCUAUUUUAGUAGUAGCUAAGAUUGGUUUGAAAUGCAUUUUAUCGGUAUCAAAUUUUACAAGACAUCGUUUAAAUUCUUUCAAGGUUUUGGCCCUUGUUUCCUUGUUCGUUAAAGUGUUCCAUGCGAUUGCUCCUCUAAAGCGUAUGGAGUUCCUGGUAAAAUUUGUUUCUGGUCUCGGAAUACAAAUCAGUUUCUCAAAUCGCGUCAAAUAACUUCUCACAAGGGGGUAGCCAGCCCAUAGACCUGUAGGCCCGGGCCUACAAAUGUUUGGUUUGAUCACUUUACCGCUUGUAAUAAAUUAUGGGUCGUUGGGGUGAGUUAAAAAGCUUGAGAGCUCAAAGUGUUGAUGAGGUCAGUGCGUACUAGUGUUGCGCGCAAUUUUCAGGAUAUGUGGAAAUGAAAAUCAGCCAGGCCUACAACUAGUAGGAAAGCUGGCUACGCCCCUGUCUUUGCCUCUAUUAUCGGACUGUAUAACUUUUAGCAGUUCUUCUCCUUUGCAGGCAGAUGAAGUUAACUUCCUCAACUCAACUCUCUGUUCGUGUUCUACAACAUGAAGAGGAUCUAAGGUUUGUAACCAAAAGGAGAUUUUUCUUACAGUAUUAAUACGCUGAAGAAAAGGGUAUUUGAUUGCGGGAGAAGUUGCCUCGUCCCAGUCCCUAAACCUCAUUAUUCCGCGCGCGCCCUAUGCGUUUCGUGUCACGUGGUCCGAGCGAGUUCUUUUUGACCGAGAAGGCCUGGGAAGGCGCCGUACAGGGACUAAGUAAGGCUCGCCAUGCAACUGACCUAACGGGUAGUAAGUACCGUUAGGGAACUUAAGCAAAAGCACUUUUGAACGGCACACGGCAUUCGGAAGUAUGGCUUUUUUUACCUUUUAAACGGUACCAAGUGUCUCUUCGUUUAGAGAAGAUUUGCCCGAACAUUUGGGCAAAAUCACUGCCGAGGGUGCAAGAAGUCCAUUUCCGGUUGCCGUUGGUUGCUCAAAACCACCUGUGUUUAAGCUCCCUAUCUAUUAACCAAAAAAAAAGAACGAGCAGAGGACUUCUUGAUCGUUGACAGACCCUUUAAUCCAUCAACUAUACCUUAUUUGUCCGAAUAAGCGCCGCAUUUUGGGACAUCAAAGUCAUAAGGCGCUGUCCCCGAAUAAGUGCAAUCAAAAUCAAAAGACGUUUCUUUUAGUUACUGAGAAUAAUGAUACUGGUUACUUAAAAGAAACAAUUCGUGGUCGCGCCAAUUUUCAAAUAAACGCCACCGUCAAAUGAGCUUCGCACUCAAAUAAGCACCACAUUUUAGGCGUCAAAAACUAAAUUUGCGGUGCGGUGCUUAUUCGAGCAAGUACGGUACUCUCGUUACGCUUUUGCUCGAGAAGAACCUUUCAUUCCAGGGGUGUUUCUUCAAAACAGGGACGGGAGGAUACGUCGAAAACAUUGAUUCUCAAAGCGUUCUGCAGGAACGAGUCAAGGCUAUCCCCUGAGCGGAAGGAGUCCAUCUUUCAUAAGCUGAUACUAACAGAGUUGUGUCUUUUUAAGCCCAUCUGCGGUGCUUUUAAAGCUGAGGAGAAGAAUUCCAGGAGAGAGGGGUUACUAUGCAGAGCAAGAGGUACAUACAUUUUAACCAAGAGCUGCAAAUAAUAGCCGGCCAUGUGUUAAUGUCCGACUACAAUUUGCUCAUGUCCGUCGGGAUCAGACCUGAGAUCGGAUAUGAUGACCGCACAAAUCACAAAGCGAAGACUAUCAUUUUGAGGUUGAAAAUUUGUACAAUAAUUACAGUAUGACUACUUGAAUCGGGGCAGUUGGAAGAAGAUUAUCAAAUCACAACGGUUUUUGAAAACAAAAGAUUCUCAAGCUAUUUUCUAAUUCAUAACUUUGAGGGCUGUUUCCUGUGAAGUCAGGUAAGUUCAAAGAGUUUUAAAGUUUUCAACGGUUGCAUAGUUGAACCUUGAAUUUUAUUGGUCGGUUUGCUGAAAAACUUGGGAAUCUUUUAUUUUCAAAAAACGUUUUGAUUUGAUAAUCUUCUUCCAACUGCCCCGGUUUGAUAAAUGGUGACGUCAUCGGACGAGUCCUUUCUAAAAAGAAAAAAAUAUUUGCUGGCCUGACAUACCUUUCGUUUUAGGAAGGUACUUAAAAUUACCGAGGUCCUCUUACCCAAAUUAGCUCAUAUUAAAAGUCCUGAUGAUUUGUGGACACGUUUUCUGGCUUUUAAUAACGUUUCCUAAAAUGCCAAGUGAAAUUUGGUGUGUAUGUGUCAUUGUGUGUGUGGCGGGGGGGAGGUGGAGGUGGUAGGAGAAUUAAAAAUUUCAAAAGCAACAUUUCCGUGGUCAUAAAUGGUCAAACCUCUUCAUAAUGUUGUCCCAAGAUUGCCGCCAAGUCUUCAGUUUUGUAUCUUAAAGUUCAUAGGCAAUUCGUGACCAGUGUGGUGUGAACACACAUCUGACCUAUAGCAAAAGACGUUCUUUAUUUAUACUGGAAUGUAUGUCUUAAGAUCACCUGGCGUAAAAGCCAUGAAUAACAUAAUCUUUAACAAGCUUUCUUCUAAAACAGUAAGGGAUUAAACCGUUUAUUGGCUAGGACUGAAAAACACCUGCUUUCACGCAAGAUAUGCGAGGCCGUGAUCAGGGCUAUCACCUUCCCCAAGUCAUGGAACAAUUUUCAGCCUGAUCAAAAUGAGGCCGCGAAUAACAGCAAACGUCACUGAUAAAGGGAUGUAGAUGGUUUCCGAAAGCUUUGCGGUGCGUGAUUUUUAAGAAUUUGUUGAUGUUGAAGAAUAUCUCUUUGUAAACCAAGUUGCAAUACAUUGUAAUAAGGUCGCGUUUUCCGCUCGCAUAGUUGCCCAAAGGCAGUUUCGCACUCUCUUACCUCUCACCACGAAGGAUAGAUAACUACAAGAGUUCAACUUACCUCUCAUGCAACCUUGUUCUUCCAGGUGAUAUUUGAUCCCACAGAGGCUGUCACGCCCACUUUGUUACGCCAUUUUGUGAGCAAAAUCAGCGACAUACCUCUUGAUCAACUGAACAUAGCAAAAUAUUUCCCCGCCAAAUAUGAUUGGUUAGUUAUUAUGGACAGACCAGGUCAGGUAUGUGAGUUAUGACCUUUAGCUUUCUUUGCCUAGUUCUCCAAAUUUAAUAUAGUCGAUGUGCUAACCGUGAUGUCAUGUAGUGUGUGCUGGCAUUAUUUAUGACCAGUGCAAAGGUCACUACUCUUAGCCUCUGUGCGUUACUUUAGGACUUAAAACUUUUCAAAAUUUAACUUAAUCAUUCGAAGCAAUGACCAACACCGUUGUUAAAGUAGUAGUAGUGUUGUUGAAUUAGCUGGCCUAGGCAUCUGGUCACAUACUUAUAGCUUAUUGCCACGAGUAGUCCCCCUAGCCCUUCUUGAACAAUGAAAGUGCUGUAUUCAGUGUUUAUACCUUAGCAUGAACGUUAAGUGUUACAAUGCGAAUUCAGCGCCCUUUAAAGUGCGUUUCUAUCACGGCCGUGUGUGCCGCAGCUUUUUGGUUAAUUUUCUUCAGCUCUUAGGUCAAAUAAUAGGGUUUAUCUCUUUCUCCUUUUGUAUUUUCAUAUUUUACAGCAGGGGAAACAGAAAGGUGCCAAAAAUAAAAUCAAUUUACGACGAUCGCCCUUUUACCUUCAAGAUGGCGAUAUCAUUGGUGUUAAGGUAAUAAAUCUUAAACUUCUCCCACUAAGUUUGGCUUCUCCGGGCGCUUAACCACUCAAUUCCGAUAAAUGUCUUCUUCUCAGCUACUGGAAAGUGCUCAGUCUCUUCAAUGGUUGUUGUACAGCGGUUUGCAGUCAACUGUCCAAUCACAACAACAGGAGCAAUAAAAUGAUGGUUUGGAUCCCAAAAGAACAGCAUGUGACAUCCGCCCUGAGCGAGAAAACUUUUAUCGCCUUUGUUUUUGCGUUUUUUCUAAUAGGUUAUUUCCGAAUUCCAAAAACUCUUGCUUUGAAAACGAGGCUAAGUGCAAAAUGAGUUUUGUUUACAUGAGAAUAUAAAAUCAUCUUCAUAUCAAUGGCAUUGCACUUUGCCUCUCCUUGAAACAGAGGCUUGGGGGUGCUCGGAAAUGGCCUACAUAGCCUAUUGGCUUAGAAAUUGCCUAAUCGCUGCACGGCGCGUUUCCUUGCCUUUACUAUCAUGCAUUUCGAUAUGUACCCAAUCUAGGUGAGUUAACCGUCGCUUGGUUAGCUCGAUGGAUAAGCGCUGGUUUGUCGAGCAGGAAAUCGCUUGUUCAAAGUUACUUUUUAAUUCUAAUAUAAGCCAAUCCGAAAGCGUGGCAACGCGAUAACAACAGCAAAAAAAUAUGAUUGUCCAUGUAAUUAUUUUCGACAGUCGGCACUAAAUAAUUGAAGAUCUCUUCAGUUGUAUGCUGUACGUUAAGUGGUGGUAUCUUAAACAUUACCACCUAUUGUAAGUAGUUCCCCUUGUACCGACAUACUUAUAGACUGCAAAACAGUCCGUACUUUUGCGCAUUCAAGUACGCGCGAGCAGUCAAACAAAAGGUUUGGAACGAGGCUGAAAUCAGAGAGCGAGACUGGGGAGAGACGCUAAAAAUACAGUUUUUUUUCUCUCGCCUCACACGCCCUACGGGCGGGCGUGUGAGGCUCGCGCGCUUCGCGCGUAAGACUCUCACGCCACCCUUUACCGAUUUCUUUACUGAUUUUGAGAAAAAAACCGACUGUUUUGCAGUCUAACAUACUUAUGGACUCUAGAUCCCUUGGUGAUUUUGUUUUCUAUUUGCAAGGACUGCAAGUUGGAUUCUGUUAACAGAGAUGAUUUUAGUACGCCAGCUGAUGACGAAGGAAAGGAAAGUCUUCGACAAAAAGAAGAAGAAAAGAAGCAUAGGUAAACGUGGUGUUGUUGAUAAAUGGUUGAUUGAUAUGAAUGUGAUUGUGUCCUUGGAUGCUCUAACCACGUAGCUAUCAUACGGGGGAAUCUUGGAGAGCACGAUCAUACAACGAGAUUCUUAUGUGUGCAAUGUAAUAUGCGUUAUUGGAGAGCUUUAGAUUUGAGGACGAGUAUGAGUACGAGAUUUAACUUAAAGUAUUUGUGCGUGUUCUCAAAAAAAAGACACCCCGGAAAGUCUCAUUUUACUCUUUUUCACCAAAAACGUCAGUACGGUUAUUUAUACUGAAGGAGGUUAAGCCCUCUCCAGAUAGCAAAAUGAUAAAACUGCUUAAUUUUGAUAACUUGUUCCCGCCACAAACCGUAGAGUGACAUCGGCUAUCACGUUUUCCCGCCAAAAUGAAGCUGGUUCACGCGUGAGCACUACUCAGGAGAAAUCUCGUACACUCGUAGUCGUACUCGUCUCAGAAUCUAGAGCUCUCUAUUUACCAAGCGAAAAGUCAAGAUGGCUGGAUAUUGGCCAAGAAAACGAAGUCAAUAUUCAGCUAUCGUAACCGAUCGAACAAUCUUGCUUGAGAAAUAAUUUUUUUUAAGGCCAAAACGGAAUCUUUUUUUGCGGACAAGGUGGGCGAUACCGAGCGGGCAAGAUAGGCCCAUCUUGUCAAACUUAGUGAGUUACGUUCAUGUCGUCUGGCUCAGUUAAGUUCGUCUGAAUGAGUUUGGAUCGUCCAACGCGUUCUUUCUGUCUGCUUCAGACGGAUAAAACGUCUGAAGAUCGUCUCCGGGACAAACGUCGAUCUUCACAUGCGACGAACUCAACUAAACAUUUGUAUCGUAAUCUAUAUUUAACCUUGUUUGGGAGAAAAUUAUUAUAAUACCUUUUUGGUCUGAUUCAGUUGAUUGGUUCGACGCGUCCUAAGUUGGACGUCUGACACAACAGACGAUCUUUACUUAAUGUAGGUCGACCUAAAUUAGAGUUUGGUUCGUCUCAUGAAAAGUUCGACGUUUGGCCUAGGUUGUGACUAGAAUGGAUACCCCAAAGUCAGAUUGUCAUCUUCACUCUAGACUACGAGUAGUCCCCAGUUUUUCCUCGGGGAUAGUAGAACGCGCGAAACGCGAGCGCGCGUGAAAAUCACCCCACGCGAGAAAAGGCGACGCGCGGCGGGGAGAGAGAAAGUGUCGCCUUUUCUCACGUGGGGUGAUUUUCACGCGCGCUCGCGUUUCGCUCCCUCUACUAUCCCUGAGGAAAAAUGGGGGACUACUAGUAGUCUAUCUUCACUCAAAAUACAUGAUAGGAGUCUUAUAACUUGAAGUAGCAAAUAAGAGAAGAAAGAAAACAGAAGAAAACAGUAGAUAAUAUGUAGGACUUGAACCCGCGUCAUUUGAGGUAUAAUACAUAUCCGUAUCCACUACACCAUCAACGGCUAACUGCCGAGACCGGUUAAUUUUAACGUACUUUACAUGGCGUUAAUCGUAGCCUGCGUAGCAGGGGACCCCGUUCUUUCUUGCGCCCACUACUUCCAAGCGCCUGCUACGCAGGCUACGUUGAUCAUUACAUCAUUGAAAACUAACCGUUUUUAAAACAGUGCCUAACCCUAAUCACUGUACUUCGGUGCUAAACCCUGUAUUCAACUCUUUUCCUUGCACAACUGUCUCUUACUCUGAUUUCCCCACUUUUCUAACAGUUCUCGUGCCCAGUAAAUUCGCCUAAAUAUAGUGUAGCGUUGUGUAAUAAACAUAAGGUGUCCAACCUGAUUUUGAGGUAUCCAUUCUAGUCACAACCGUUUGACCCAGGCCUAAAGCUACUUAAAACUACACUGAAAGGAAAGAAGUCAUAACAAGGAUUUAAGGUCAUAGCUAGUGUAAAUGCAGGCGUUUAACAGCGUAGGAAUGUCGCAAGUCAAGAGGACAUCGAUGCACUGAAUUUCAACACCAGACACGAAUUGUGAUUCCAAUGCAAUUUAAUCUGAUGUCAAACACGUCAAACUAAAAAUACAAACAAGAAAACCUAGUCUAAGCGACAUGAAACGGAGCUAAGCUAAAGCAAUAAUUAGUACAUAACAAAACAAGAAAAGACGAGGGCACAAAAAACCUAACAAUAAUCGAUCAAAUAUUGAAACGAAAACAACAAGGGGAAUAGAAUAGAUUCGCAAAUGAACGCAGUUAACUUCGCAGAUAGAUUUUUCGCAUUAACUCUAUCAAGCAACAACGCACAAGGUACGGCAUUUUUUAUCUUACGCUUCACUAAUGUCUAACCAAAACUUAAUCUUUAACUCAACAACAGUUACAGCUAGGAUUGAAACUCGGAACCUCCGAUACUGCCACACUCUUAGUAUACCUAAGGCACUUACAUACUUUGGCUAGAUGCGUUUGAACACUGUUGAUACAACAUUUUUUCUUGGUUGCAGGAGAAAAAAUAAUCUAGCAAGAAGACCAGAAGUCCCACUUACCAUACAUGUGGAUGACUUCAGAUAG
Molecule: messenger RNA, 31969 nt
Organism: Porites lobata
Lineage: Eukaryota; Metazoa; Cnidaria; Anthozoa; Scleractinia; Poritidae
Source: the annotation of a GenBank genome assembly